Molecule: messenger RNA, 486 nt
Organism: Phaedon cochleariae (mustard beetle)
Lineage: Eukaryota; Metazoa; Arthropoda; Insecta; Coleoptera; Chrysomelidae
Source: the annotation of a GenBank genome assembly
AUGUUACUCAAAGUGGUGACCUUGACAGGAGACGAGCGCAUGCUAGACGUGGAGCCCACUGACAAAAUCCUGACCAUCAAGGAAAAGCUGGAAGAAAAAGAGGGGAUACCGCCCGAACAGCAGAGGCUGGUUUUCCAAGGAAAGCAGCUGAAAGACGAUAAAACUGUGAACAGCUACAAGCUGAAAGGUGGUACCGUUCUCCAUCUGGUAGUAGCCUUGAGAGGAGGCCAAGAAAAUUAUGAAAACGUUGAAUAUGAUUUAUAUCGCAAAUCGUACUACGUAAGUCCUGACGAUCAAGGAAAAGCUAGAAGAGAAAUAUGGGAUACCUCCCGAAUAUCAGAGGCUGGUUUUCCAAGGAAAACAGGUGAAAGACGGCAUGACAGUGAACAAAGCUACAAGCUGAAAGGCGGUACUGAUGUGCUUCAUUUGGUAGAAGAGGAGAAGAGCCCUGAGAGGAGGCCAAGUAAAGGCCAAGAAAAUUAUUGA